Penicillium olsonii is the source of this 354-nucleotide messenger RNA. Lineage: Eukaryota; Fungi; Ascomycota; Eurotiomycetes; Eurotiales; Aspergillaceae. The record is from the annotation of a GenBank genome assembly.
AUGGCUUCUUCCACUGCUGCCGCCGCUAAGAGCGCAUAUCGUCAAGUACUCCGGUCCACCCGGGUGGUCUUCCACAGUACGAAUGAUCUCCCAGUCCUACUCGCUGCUCGUCAGGAGGCUCGCCAAAACUUCGAGAAGAACCGCCGUCCUGCUGUCGACACCGGCAUGCAAAUCAACCAUGCGAUCGAGGUCGCAAACAUCCUUCGCCACAACAUUGUGCAGGGUUCCAGGGAACAGGGCGACGAUACUGCCAAAUGGGAGCUUAACAUUCACGACCAGAUCGAGCGCGGUGACAACGACUCCAUCAAGGUCGGUGACAAGGAUGUGAAGAUUCACAAGUCUUGCUCUUCCUAA